This is a messenger RNA of Prosopis cineraria, 1725 nucleotides long. RefSeq names its product probable 3-deoxy-D-manno-octulosonic acid transferase, mitochondrial. Gene Ontology annotation, molecular function: transferase activity. The transcript is spliced from 12 exons. Gene Ontology annotation, biological process: lipid A biosynthetic process. Bases 20 to 1381 code for a protein of 453 amino acids. The record is from RefSeq and is a predicted model, not a curated record. Lineage: Eukaryota; Viridiplantae; Streptophyta; Magnoliopsida; Fabales; Fabaceae. Gene Ontology annotation, cellular component: plasma membrane.
CUAUGGUACCUGAGAGCUGAUGGGAAGCAAAGGUUUGUUGCAAUACAAGUUAUACAGAACUCUGAGCUACGGUGUUUCGCCGUUGGUUUACCUUCACUUGCGCUGGCGUCGCUUCCGGGGCCUCGAACACCCCCACCGUUGGCCGGAGCGUCUCGGUUACCCCUCUCAGCCACGCCCUCCGGGACCUCUCAUCUGGUUUCAUGCUGUAUCAUUAGGUGAAGGAAUGGCAGCCAUUCCUGUAGUCAAGCAGUGCAUUCGGACGAUCCCUAACUUAACUAUAUUGAUGACCACCACAACAAUGUCUGCAUUUCAAGUACUAAACAAUUGGCUUCCAAAUGAUAUCAUUUUCCAGCUUGCACCAGUUGAUGCUCCUGCUUCCAUACAUUCCUUCCUUCAUUACUGGAAACCUCAAGCAAUUGUUCUAAUGGAAAGUGAACUUUGGCCAAAUCUUAUUAUGGAUGCUUCCAAAAAUGGUAUAGCACUUGUACUGUUAAAUGCCCGGAUGUCAAAAAAAUCCUUUAAAGUUUGGUCAAGUCCACUGCUUCUGCCAUUAAUUUCUUUGAUGCUAUCAAAAUUUUCCUUGAUUUGCCCAUUGAGUACAACUCAGGCUAUCCGUUUUCAGCUACUGCAAGCUGCUCCUUUUCUCAUAAACUUUUCUGGUGACCUAAAAUAUGUAGUAGAAGAUUUAGGAGUCAAUGAAGGGCAGAUAACAAAUAUAGACAAACUGAAAGCAAAGCUUGCCUCCUGCCAGGUUUGGAUGGCAUCCUCCAUUCAUAGGGGAGAAGAAAAAGUCAUAUUUGGAGUUCACAGAUUUCUCAUGCAACUGCUGCCUAAUGUAAUCACUAUUAUUGUCCCUCGGCAUCCAAGACAUGGACAAGAGAUUGCUGAAAAAUUGGAGAAAGAAGGACAGGAUGUAGCUUUGAGGUCUCGACAUGAGGAACUUAAGCCAGGAACGCAUAUUUAUGUGGUGGACACUUUGGGCGAGUUGAGACGCAUGUACACAUUGACACCAAUUGCUGUGAUUGGAGGCUCUUUUUCCCCUGGUUUAGCUGGUCAUAAUAUAUCUGAAGCUGCUGCUGCUGGCUGUGCUGUUUUGACAGGCUGCCACAUCGGGCAUUUCUCCCACAUGGUGCAGGAAAUGCAACGACUGAAUCCGUUGUCUGUGCUUCAGGUUUCUGGAAAACUGGAGCUUGAAAAGGCUCUCCUUGAGCUAUUCACAGACGAAGCAGUUUUGGAAGCACGACGUAGGGCUGCAAAAGAGGCAUUUACUCAUUUGUCCUGCGAUGUUCUUGCUAGAAUCUGGAGUUCGUUAGAAUUUCAUAUCUUCAGCAGGCUGUCCGCAGCGGGCAUCGAGAUUCAUGCAAAGACACGACAACAAUGAAUGUGAAAAUGAAAUUUGACCAAUUAAAAGGGACUUCUGAUCUUCCGAAGAUUGAAGAUGCCACAAACAUUCGGGAUAACAUUUAUUUCUUCCUGAUGCGUAGGCAAUCAAACUAAUGCAACUGUAUAUCGUGCGCGCGCGUGUCUGUAUUCAUGGAGGAUUUGUGUGUAGUAUACCCGCUUAAGUAGGGUUUUAGUCAACAGGACUGGCCCGUGUAGGAUUCUUUCACCAUUGCUCCGUGAAAAGUUGGAAACCAGGGGUUUGAUGUAAUCCUCGAAUGUUAUCAACGGAGGGUUUCUAAACUAUCUUAAUUGUCAGAAAAAAUAUAACUUUUAAUUUUUAUA